AUGGCUAAUCAUUUAUCACUAUCGUCUAUCGUUUCAUCCAGAACACCAACCGAUGAAAUUCUUCGUUCCUCAACUGCUUCAAAUUUAACGCCAACUACGUCAGUGGAAAUUCACCAUGAAAGGAAUGUUCAUAUCGCUAAUAGCGCAAAGAACACGAUACCGAAAUUCAUUACACAACCGCCAGAUUACAACCAAAUUGUACCGACUUUAAAGUCCAAUAAGGAACAAAUGCGUAAAUGUAUCACCAUUGAUUUAUUAACAGCAAGUCAACGAGAAGCAAAUUUUCUACGGAUGAUUGAUAGAAAAGCAUCAAUUUUAUACAAAACAAAUGUCGUCUUAAAUGCUAUUCGACGCUAUGAAUGCUUUUGGUUGCCUAUGCAGGUAAAAAUUAAAUUAAUUCUUAAUUAA
This is a messenger RNA of Dracunculus medinensis (Guinea worm), 408 nucleotides long. NCBI's taxonomy places the organism in Eukaryota, Metazoa, Nematoda, Chromadorea, Rhabditida, Dracunculidae. The record is from the annotation of a GenBank genome assembly.